This is a messenger RNA of Argentina anserina (silverweed cinquefoil), 1628 nucleotides long. RefSeq names its product protein TIFY 6B-like. The transcript has 7 exons. Bases 179 to 1354 code for a protein of 391 amino acids. Lineage: Eukaryota; Viridiplantae; Streptophyta; Magnoliopsida; Rosales; Rosaceae. Gene Ontology annotation, cellular component: nucleus. Gene Ontology annotation, biological process: response to wounding; regulation of jasmonic acid mediated signaling pathway; regulation of defense response. The record is from RefSeq and is a predicted model, not a curated record.
UAUACAAUUCAACGGUCAAGAUCUCUUGACAGAGCUCUCUCUCGCUUCUCCUACCCCUCUCUCGUUCUCUAAGCUCUUAGUUCUUUGAUUUUUCCUGUCUAGGUUUUUGGAAUUAAGGGCUGGGUUGAAUUUGAGGUGGGGGGUUUAAUUGUCUGAAAAGCCAUUGUGGGUUUUGAUAAUGAAGGAGAGAGAUUUCAUGGGUUUGAGCAGCUCGAAAGAGUCGGCUGUGUUGAAGGAGGACAACAACGACGAUGGUUGCAGAGACUCUGGGUUGACCAGUGGUGGUGGUGGUGGUGCGCAUUGGCCCUUCUUGAACAAGGUCUCUGCAGUUCCUCAUUUCAUGUCUUUUAAAGGUGAUCAGGAAGAUAAGACGAAAAAGAUGGUACCUGAUUCCUUCUUGUCUUCCAGAUUUGUGCCUUUAUCAACUUCAGAUGCAUUUGAUCCUUGUCAGAGACGACCGACAUGUGAUGCACAGCAGUACAUCAAUCACGAUCGGCAAGGUGGUAGUCAUUUUCCCCUAACAGCAUAUCCUACGCCACAUAAUCUGCAGUCUAUGCACCGUCCUUAUGACAUGAAGAUGGUUUCAGUUUCCAAUCAAGGUAUUUCUGUUCCUAUGGGCAACCCAUACUUGAAGAAUCAUUUUGCAUCUAUGGGUCAGAAUUUUGCUGUUACUACCACCAAGCAACAAUCCUUUGGAGGAAGUCCUGUGACUACUACAUAUUUAGUUCCUCCAAGUUCAGGGUCCCUUGUUGGGACCACUGAACCACGAAACAAUGUCAAUACAUCUGGGCUUCCUUCUCAGAUGACAAUCUUCUAUGCUGGUAGUGUGAAUGUCUAUAAUGAUAUCUCCCCUGAAAAGGCUCAGGCUAUGAUGGUUUUAGCUCAGAAUGGUUCUUCCAACCCUUCUAAUGGUGCACACUCAAAAGCUGAAACACCAAAAAAGUUGCCUGCAGAAACUGGUGUUCCAGUGAAUCAGGCUAUAAAUCCACCGCCUUCUGCUUUCCCUAGUCCCUUGUCUGUUUCCUCACAUACUGGUACCCAAUCAGUAAGUGGGUCCACAAGCGCUGAUGAACUGAUAACAGCUAAACCCACAGGGCUUCCAACAACUCCUGUUAGUAAAGUAGAGCCUCAAAAAACUGCAGUUAAAUCUGUUGCUGCAACGGCUAUGAAUCACACUGCUAUUCCACAGGCUCGCAAAGCAUCCUUGGCUCGAUUUUUAGGCAAGCGCAAAGAAAGGGUAAUAAAUUCAGCACCAUACAACUUGAGCAAGAAAUCAGCAGAAGGUAGCAACCCCGAAUCUAAUGGAAAGAAUUCCCCACAAGCAAAGGAGAACAACAAUGAUGUACGAUGCUAGCAUUGAACCAGUUAUUUUAUGUUGUAAGUUAAAUAUAUACAGCAUAUUGUACCAUGAAAUCCUUGUUCCGUGAUUGCCUAGAUUUGGGAGUUUGAAUUAAGGGUUCUACUUGUGUUGUAUCUCCAAGCUGUUUGCAGGGGGAUUUCAAUGUACCUGAGAGUGUGAGGGGGUAAAUCCCCCUAUGUUCCCCUAUUGUUUUAAAUGGUGGUGGUUGAAUCCAUUUUCGGAUUAUGUAAGUUUGCAUUUUGUAAAGUUGAGUACCUUGUGUCCUGAA